AUGGGGAAAAGAGAGAAGAAGGUCAAAGCGCGGGAACAUUCCUCGUCAGAGGAAGAUAGAAGAAAGAGAAAAGAUCUAGUAGAAGCUAUAGACAGCGACGACGAGGCGAACGAGGACCUCAGCUUGAGAAUUGUUCAGAAAGCCAUGCAGCGAGCAGUUAGAAAGGAUCCCCGGGAAGGUGGUGUUUCUGAAAUAGUGAUGGAUUUGAAGGAGAAGAAAAAGAAGAAAAAGGAGAAAAGGAAAAAGGCAAAGGAACUCGAAACUCUUGAAAUUUCAGUCCCGAGUGACAUAGAUACGGGUUUCAGAGAGUUCUGCGGGGACUUGGUUGAUAAUGUGAUGGAUGAAGAUACCUUGAAAGAUGAGAAAAUUGUGAAGGAUGGUGAGGAACCUGAGACUCAUAAAGCACCUGAAGUUUCUAAUAAAGCAGUUGAAACAAAUCCUGUUGAGGCCUCAGAUAAUGCUGUGUUAAGGAAACUUCUUCGGGGGCCCAGGUACUUUGAUCCUCCAGAUGGCAGUUGGAGAACAUGCUAUAAUUGUGGGGAAGAGGGUCAUACAAUUGCCAGCUGCACUUCAGCCAAGCGAAAGAAACCUUGUUUUGUUUGUGGGAGUUUCGAACAUAACGCAAAGCAGUGUUCCAAGGGACAAGAUUGUUUUAUCUGCAAGCAACAGGGGCAUCGCGCAAAAGAUUGUCCUGAUAAAUGCAACAGUUCGAAGAUAUGCUUGAAAUGUGGAGAUUCAGGACAUGAAAUGUUCUCAUGCAGGAAUGAAUAUAAUCCUGAUGAUUUGAAGGAUAUUCAAUGCUACAUUUGUGGAAAAUUUGGCCAUCUCUGUUGUAUAAACUAUAGCGAUCCCUGUCCCACUGAGGUUUCUUGUUAUAGAUGUGGUCUAUCCGGACACACUGGUCUGGCUUGCAUGGGGUCCAAUUGGGAUACACACAACUCGGCUACUGCUAGUUCAUGCUACAAGUGUGGUGUAGAAGGACAUUUUGCUCGUGAAUGUUCCAGCUCUGUUAAGGCUGUUAAGAGAAAACGCGAACUGUCAACGCCCAAACAAAGAUCAUCCAAGAAGAACAAGGACCGUAAGGAGCCCCAUUCUGAACCGCAUGAUAUUGGGAAAACACGAAAGAAGCAAAAGUCUCAAUUUGGAGAGUUCGCCUCGGCCUCAAGAAUGAAAUACGAACGUUGUUGGACCACUGAACAUCCUGCAGAUUAUUAUUAUAGCCAUGCAGCCAGUGCAGAUAGCUGGAGAUCCCCAGGUAGCUCGAGUCACAACAGAGGUCGAUACACUAGUUCAAAUGGAAACUAUGCAUCAAGUUCUUAUUCUUCCCAAACGCAUCGCAAUAUCAAUUUUCACAAUUCACCGGCAAAUGGGUCAUCCAGAUCUCACCAGCACAGACUCGUCACCACCACAGGCGAGCCUCGUCAUGGUCGCGGCGGCAUACGCCAACUAACUUUCACUGGCCGGACGAUGGUGGUGUUGGUCGUCAGUCAUGGCCAUGUGGCCGACACCAUUGAUUUGACUGGACUAUCCUCGUCACGACGGGUACUUCAGCCACGACACGGCCAUUGA
This is a messenger RNA of Striga hermonthica, 1569 nucleotides long. Lineage: Eukaryota; Viridiplantae; Streptophyta; Magnoliopsida; Lamiales; Orobanchaceae. The record is from the annotation of a GenBank genome assembly.